GAUAUAGGUUCAGGUUAUCGGGCUUUUGGACAUUAGAAUUAUGAAAACGUUUAGUAAUAAUAAUAGAUACUGAAUGACAUUAUAAUUCGACUAAACUAAUAUAAAGUUUAUUCAAAGAUAUUUUUUAUCGAUUAGUCAGUUGAAAAUAAAUCAUUAAUUAAUGAUGUCAUCUAACGUCAGCUACAAUACAGAUGAUAACACAGAAAUUUUACAACAAAUUGAACGAAUACAGAAUCAUAAAAAUGUUCAAGGCUUAAUCUUAGUAACAGCUGAAGGCAAUCCAACACGUUCGAAUAUGGAUAAUUCAACGUCUAUUCAGUACAGUCGUCAUAUGGAAGAGUUAAAAAUGAUAACGGAACAUGUUGUACGUGAUCUUGAUCCAAAAAAUGAACUUGUUGUUCUACGUAUUCGUACAAAACUGAAUGAAAUUAUGGUUUUACCUGAACAAGGAUCUCUGGUCAUUUGCAUACAAGCCCGAGAACACUUUGAUGAAGAUUUCCUGUUUUAAUUUGCAGUAGAAAGCUCAACAGUUUUAAUUCAUGUUGCUUACAGUUGAUUCAGACAUAGUUAUUCCAAUACCGUGUAAACAAUAUAUUCUGUGUAGAAAAAAAAUGAUUGCUUAUUAAUUGAUUACUAGACAGAGAAUGGGAGGUUUGAAAACGGGUCAGAUUAUCAGCAUUUUAAGGUAGAUUAUACUGUGGUGGUGUGAUACAGACAGUGGGUUCCAACGGAAUAUCAUUCUCACAGUAACAAUUAUUGUAUUUGUUGGUGUUAACGUCUGAAUACUUUUCCCACAGUUCACUACUGCAUCAGCAACAGAAUGCUAUAUAUAUUUGAACAUUC
This is a messenger RNA of Trichobilharzia regenti, 843 nucleotides long. Lineage: Eukaryota; Metazoa; Platyhelminthes; Trematoda; Strigeidida; Schistosomatidae. The record is from the annotation of a GenBank genome assembly.